Molecule: messenger RNA, 978 nt
Organism: Knipowitschia caucasica
Lineage: Eukaryota; Metazoa; Chordata; Actinopteri; Gobiiformes; Gobiidae
Source: the annotation of a GenBank genome assembly
AUGUCUCCGUGUCUCCCUCGGUGUCCCUCGUCUUCCUCCAGUGAGACUCCGCGCUCCGCUGUCGGAAUUGGCGGGAUUGUGUCACUUCCACCAAGAAGCAGCGCUCAUUGGUCCAGACAGCAAAAGCGAAGGAAACAGACUGUAUUCAUAGCACACCCUGUGGCAUUGGACGACGAGAUUUGCGCAUCCUGCAGGAUUCCCGGACCCCUGCAGAAGAAGCGUUUGCCUUUGGAUUUCGCCGGAAACUCACAGAAAAGGACUUCAUUACAAAGAAAGAUGGGAGAGCGCGUGAAUAACUUUCCUCCCAUUCCCAAGAUUCUGAAAAUCAAACCAUGCUUUUAUCACAAUAUUGAAGAAGAGAUCCCUGCACCUCAUCAGCAGCUUGUACGCAGAGUCUACACACUAUGGAUGAUGUAUUCAGCCACUCUCUGCCUCAAUGUAAUUUCAUGUAUUGCGUGGUGGGCUGGCGGUGGAAGUGCCAUCAACUUUGGUUUCUCCUUACUUUGGCUCCUUCUGUUCAGCCCUUGCAGUUAUACUUGUUGGUUCAGACCGCUGUACAAAGCCUUCAGGGCAGAUAGCUCUUUCAACUUCAUGGCCUUCUUUUUCAUCUUCUUCCUUCAGUGUGUGUUGGCUCUUAUUCAGACUAUAGGCAUUUCUGGCUGGGGAACAUGCGGCUGGAUUGCAACAGUGAUGUUUUUUAGUACCAAUGUGGGUGCUGCUAUUGUGAUGUUCAUCACCACACUGCUCUUCACACUGGUAACUGCUCUAAUGGCACUGGUGCUCAUCAAGGUGCACAGGAUGUACCGCGGUGGAGGAGGGAGCAUGCAGCGUGCCCAGGAAGAGUGGGCUACUGGGUUGUGGAAGAGUGCCCCAGUGAGAGAAGCUGGCUUUAAUGCUGUUGCCCAAACUGCACAGGGCCCCAGUCUGCCCCAGUACCCAGCUGCUGUACCCAGCUACCCAGACAACAGCCAGUGGUGA